CGACAGUUCCCGUCUGUGUUAACAAAAUAACGGUGUACGUUAUGAUGCAAAGAAAGACGGGACUUUGACACGACACAAGAUUCUGUAAAUGUGUUCACAUGCAACGGUCCGUAGAUACUUAAUAUGGAUGAAGCAAUUCCGUUUAAUCCACGUGUUUGUGAGAUAGAAGGACGAUGUCUCAUGUGAAAUGAAUCUGUUUGGAGAAAGAGAGGAGGAUGCUUCCAAGAUGUCUCUUAAGAGAGAGAAAGAGGAGGAUCUUGAUCUUCACUAUCAGAUCCAGAGACCAGAAUCUCCCGUUCUGAGUCUUGUGUCUAUGAAGAGUGACAGAUCAAUGGCUGAACCUCUUAAAUUCAGUGAUACAGAAGAACCCUUUCAUCCCAGUAUUUCAGAAAGCGUGAAGGAAGGUUUUGUUCACCAGCAGUUCCGGAGAGCAUCAUCUCCACAACCAAGCUGUUUGUCAUUAAAAAGUGACAGAUCAAUGGCUGAACCUCUAAAAUUUAGUGAUACAACAGAGCUCGUUCACCCCAGUAAUCUAGAGAGAGAGAAAGACAGUCCACCAUCUCCACAACCAAGCUAUGUGUCAAUAAAGAGUGACAGAUCAAUGGCUGAUCCUCUUAAAUUCAGUGAUACAGCAGAACCGUUUCACCACAGUAUUUCAGAAAGUGAUGAGGACAGAGCAUCAUCUCUACAACCAAGCUGCGUGUCGUUGAAGAGUGACAGAUCAAUGGCUGAACCUCUUAAAUUUUGUGUUAAAGAACCCUUUCACCCUAGUACUGCUCGCUGCCAGUUCCAGGGAGCAUCAUCUCCACAACCAAGCAGUGUGUCAUUAAAGAGUGACAGAUCAAUGGCUGAACCUCUUAAAUUCAGUUUUAAAGCAGAACCCUUUCUCCCUAUUGAUGCACACUGCCAGUUCCAGAGAGCAUCAUCUCCUCAACCAAGCUGUUUGUCAUUAAAUAGUGACAGAUCAAUGGCUGAACCUCUUAAGUUCAGUGAUACAGCAGAACCGUUUCACUACAGUAUGGAGCAGGAGACUGAAGAGCCACAGCGGAACUCUUACAAACCAGCAGAUGACAUCCUACAGAGAGUCAAGGAGAAUCACAAAACCAGCAUGAAGAACAAGUACGAGAGCCUAUUUGAAGGAAUCAACGUACAUGAGAACAAAACCCCCCUGCACAGGAUUUACACACAGCUGUAUAUAGUAGAAGGAGAGAUUGUAGGAGUGAAUGAAGAACAUGAGGUCGUGCAAAUAGCGAAAGCCAAAACCGAACGCUUACAAGGCACACCAAUCAACUGCAAUGACAUCUUUCAACCCAUAUCUGAACCAAGCUGUGAGGGAAAACACAGAAAAAUAAAGACUGUGCUUACCAAAGGCAUCGCUGGAAUCGGCAAAACAGUCUCUGUGCAGAAGUUUAUUCUGGACUGGGCUGAUGGUGAAUCGAAUCAGGAUCUUGAUUUUGUUUUUGUACUCUCGUUCCGAGAGCUAAACUUGGUUAAAUAUGAGCAAUACAGCCUUCACAAACUUUUGCUCGACUUUCAUCCCAAGCUUCGUGGGUUAGAUUCAAAGAUGUAUGAUCUGUGCACAGUCUUGUUCAUCUUUGACGGUCUAGAUGAAAGUAGGAUUACACUGAAUUUUUCAGAGAGCGAGAAAGUUUCUGAUGCGUCUGUAAAAUCAUCCAUGUGCACGCUGAUGUCCAACCUCAUCCAAGGAGAGCUGCUGCCUUCCGCUCGCAUCUGGAUAACAUCCAGACCAGCAGCGGCCAAUCAGAUCCCUCCGUCAUACAUCAGUCGCGUGACAGAAGUUCAGGGAUUCAACGACCCCCAGAAAGAGGAAUAUUUCAGGAAGAGAAUCACCGAUCAGCAACAAGCCAGCAGAAUUAUUUCACACAUAAGAAAAACGAGAAGUCUUCACAUCAUGUGUCACAUACCAGUUUUCUGCUGGAUUACAGCCACCGUGCUUCAAUACAUCCUGCAACAAGAUCACAGCGCAGAAAUCCCAAGAACGUUAACCGAAAUGUACAUACAUUUCCUGAUCAUUCAGUUCAGCGUGAAAAUACAGAAGUACGAUGAGAGUGAUUUGCGGAAUGGGAAAGAUCCCAAAUUGCUCUUGCAGUCAAACAGCGAUGUGAUUCUCAAACUCGCUGAACUGGCUUUCAAAUCUCUGAUAAAGGGUGACAUCAUAUUCUACGAUGAGGACCUUAGAGACAGUGGCAUAGAUGUCAAGGAGGCCUCGGUGUAUUCUGGGAUCUGCACUGAGAUCUUCCGAGAGGAAUCUGUGAUCUAUCUGAGGACGGUUUAUUGCUUUGUACACUUGAGCUUUCAAGAGUUCUUUGCCGCGCUUUAUGUGUUUUCCAGCUACUUAUGCAGAAAUGUUGAUGUUCUGAAAAUGUUCGAGAAGAAAAAAGGCAGAGCAAAGAUCAGAUUCCAGCCUGAAGGAGACAUUGCGCUCGAUAUGUUUCUGAAGGGUGUGAUAGAAGAAGCGCUAAAGAGUCAAAAUGGACACUUGGAUCUUUUUCUUCGAUUUCUUCACGGCAUCUCCCGGGAGUCAAAUCAGAAGCUUCUCCAAGGUGUGCUCACGCAUGUGGAGAACGACCCGGAAAGCUUCAAGAAAGUGAUCAAAAAUCUCAGAAUAAGUCUGAAUUUAAAUCAAAAGCAGAACAUUAGUCCUGAACGAUGGAUUAAUCUGUCACACUGUUUGCUCGAAAUGAAGGACAAUUCGAUCCUUGAGGAGAUUCAAGCUUCAUUUAAAUCUGAAAGGAGAGUAAAAUAUCUUUCUCCAGCACACUGUUCAGCUUUAGCUGAAAUGAUCCUCAUGUCUGAGGAUGUGUUGGAUGAGUUAAGCCUGAAAACAUACAACACAACGUCCGCAGAGGCUCAAAGGAGACUGAUACCUGCUGUGAGGAACUGCCGAAGAGCACUUUUGGCAGGCUUUAAUCUCACUGAAAAGUCGUAUGAAACUGUGGCUUCAGCACUGCAGUCAGAAAACUCUCCUGUGAGAGAACUCGAUAUGAGUAAUAAUGAGAUUCUGGAUUCUGGAGUGAAGCUGCUCGCUGCUGGACUGAAGAGUCAACACUGUAAACUAGAGAUACUGAGAUUAAAAUGCUGUCAACUCGAUAUGCAAUCGUGUGAGAGUUUGUCAUCUGCUCUGCUAACAGCGCACACAUGUGUGAGAGAGAUCGACAUGAGUAACAAUGAGCUGCAGGAUUCAGGAGUGAAGCUGCUCGCUGCUGGACUGAAGAAUCCACACUGUAAACUGGAGAUACUGAGAUUGUCUGGCUGUAAACUCAGUGAUGAGUCCUGUGACGCUGUGGCUACUGUUGUACAGUCAUCAAACAGCAUGAGAGAGAUCAACAUGAGUAACAAUGACCUGCAGGAUUCAGGAGUGAAGCUGCUCGCAGCUGGACUGAAGAAUUCACAAAGUAAACUGGAGAUACUGAGAUUGGCUAGCUGUAAUCUCACAUAUGAGUCCUGUGAAACCUUGGCAUCCAUUCUGCAAACCGCAAACUGUCACCUUAGAGACCUUGACAUUAGUAACAAUGACCUGCAGGAUUCAGGCGUGACGCUGCUGUCCGCAGGACUGAAGAGUCCACGCUGUAAACUGGAGAUACUGAGAAUGUCCAUCUGUAAUCUCACCUGUCGGUCUUGUGAAACUGUGGCAUCACUUCUACAGUCAAAAGACUCUGUCCUGCGAGAGCUAAACCUGAACAAGAAUGACCUGCAGGACUCAGGAAUAGAGCUGCUUUCUAAAGGACUUCAGAGUUCAAACUGUAAACUGGAGAUACUGAGACUAUAUGGCUGUUUUAUGACAGAGAAAGGCUGUUCUUUUCUUGCAUCGGCUCUGAUGUCAAACCCCUCACACCUGAGCGACCUGAACCUGAGCUGCAAUGAUAUAGGAGAGUCUGUUGGCCGGUUGCUCUUUGAGAGAAAGGAGGAUCCAACCUGCAAAUUAGAAAAACUUAAGGUGGAAUAUGAGGGAAAUUAUAGGAUUGCUGCUGGAUUUCGAAGAUUUGCCUGCAAGCUCACAAUGGACCCCAUCACAGCACACAAACAUCUUGCUCUGUCUGAGGACACACAUGUGACACACGCAGAAGAGGAACAGUCAUAUCCUGAUCAUCCUGAGAGAUUCGAGUGCUUCCCUCAGGUUCUGUGCAGAGAGAGUCUAUCUACAUGCUGUUCAUGGGAGAUUGAAUGGAGUGGCAGGAGUAAGGUCUGUGUUUCAGUGUCAUAUAAGGGAAUCGGGAGGAAAGGAGAGAGUAAGGAAUGUGAGUUUGGAGUCAAUGAACGGUCCUGGACGCUUCUGUGUGCUGAUAACAGCUUUGAGGCUUGGCACAAUAAUAAGAGAAUUAAAAUUCGUACACCUUCGUCCUUGUUUCGUUCUAAAAGAGUGGGUGUGUAUCUGCACUGGGCAGCUGGUGCUCUGUCUUUCUACAGUAUCUCUGCCGCACACAGACUCACACAUUUACACACAUUUUACUCCACAUUCACUGAGCCCCUCUAUGCAGGGUUUUGUCUUUAUUCUGGCUCCUCAGUGGCUCUUCAGUCUGUAUUAGAUUAAAAAGUCUCCUGUUGGAUACAACAC
Messenger RNA from Triplophysa rosa, 4576 nucleotides. Its product is annotated as NACHT, LRR and PYD domains-containing protein 12. NCBI's taxonomy places the organism in Eukaryota, Metazoa, Chordata, Actinopteri, Cypriniformes, Nemacheilidae. The record is from RefSeq and is a predicted model, not a curated record. Bases 188 to 4552 code for a protein of 1454 amino acids. The transcript has 16 exons. Gene Ontology annotation, molecular function: protein binding.